Ziziphus jujuba (common jujube) is the source of this 1283-nucleotide messenger RNA. RefSeq names its product AT-hook motif nuclear-localized protein 17. Gene Ontology annotation, cellular component: nucleus. The transcript has a single exon. The coding region runs from base 45 to 1103 and encodes 352 amino acids. Lineage: Eukaryota; Viridiplantae; Streptophyta; Magnoliopsida; Rosales; Rhamnaceae. Gene Ontology annotation, molecular function: DNA-binding transcription factor activity; minor groove of adenine-thymine-rich DNA binding. The record is from RefSeq and is a predicted model, not a curated record.
CCACUUACUGGGUCCCACAAAUACCCAGCCUCACUAUAAAAAACAUGGAAAAACACACUCUUCCUCCUCCUUUCUGCUCCUCAGUCCUCCCGUAUCAGGUAUCGUCCUCUCUUUCUUCUUCUUCUUCUUCUUCUUCUUCUUCUCUUUUUCUCUCCACAAACACUCCAAAAAUGGCGGACUACGGAGGUGCAAUCUCACUCUCUCAAGGCAGAGACCUCUCUCACACCUCCGACGACUCCGACUCCGACAACAGUCCCCGAAGCGUCCCAAUUCUCUCUUGCGGAGCCGCCGGAGCCGCCGGAGGAGGAUCAUCAUCGUCCAAGCCGAGAAAACAAGGCGGCAGCGCCGGUGCAGUGGCAGACAUUGGUUCGUCGCUCGAGAUCUCAAAGAAACCGAGAGGCAGACCUCCCGGUUCAAAAAACAAACCAAAACCCCCCAUCGUCAUCACCAAGGACAGCGACCUCGCCAUGAAACCCGUCAUCCUUGAGAUCUCCGCCGGCUCCGACGUCGUCGAGUCCGUCAUGCAAUUCGCCCGCAGACGCCACGUCGGAAUCACUGUCCUCAGCGGUAGCGGUUCCGUAUCCAACGUCACGCUCCGACACCCCGUCUCCCACGCGCCGGCUCUGUCCCUUCAUGGUCCUUUUAGCCUUCUCUCGCUUUGCGGCUCCUUCGUCGGUUCUUCGUCGAUCACAUCUCCUUCAUCGUCAUCGAAGCCUUCUUCUUCUUCUUCAUCUUCUUCUUCCCCAUCUUCUUCUUUGUCUUCUUGUUCUUCGUUUGGUAUAUGUCUUGCAGGAGCGCAAGGUCAAGUGUUCGGAGGAAUAGUCGGAGGAAAAGUCAUCGCUGCGAGCCUUGUCGUCGUUGUGGCGGCGACGUUCCUAAGCCCUAGUUUCCACAGGUUGCCUAGCGAGGGUGACGAAGCUGAAGAGACUAAGCCUAUUCGCAACAGUAAUACUAGUGGUGGGGGUGCAAAUGAAGGUUGUAGUGGACCGUGUACGGGCAUGUCCAUGUCGGUUUACAAUGUUGCGAGUCCAAACCCAAUCAAUUGCCAGAUCUCUCCUGAUGUCAUGCCUUGGGGCCCCACCUCUCGUCCUCCACCUUAUUAACAAGAAGUAGGAGAAAGAACCAUAUUUUCAAUCCUCCAAUUAAUUUUACAUGUAUUUCUUCUAGUUACUAUUUCUUUAGUGUUAUAAAAAAAAAACAAAAAAACAAAAAAAAAAAAAACAAAACUUUAGAGAAUGUUGUUAUUAGAGAUUUUUAAUUUUAUUCGGUAGUUUGUUUGAAUU